Hypanus sabinus (Atlantic stingray) is the source of this 1952-nucleotide messenger RNA. RefSeq lists its product as uncharacterized. The record is from RefSeq and is a predicted model, not a curated record. Lineage: Eukaryota; Metazoa; Chordata; Chondrichthyes; Myliobatiformes; Dasyatidae. Gene Ontology annotation, molecular function: cytokine activity. The coding region runs from base 539 to 1717 and encodes 392 amino acids. The transcript has 6 exons. Gene Ontology annotation, biological process: positive regulation of gene expression; cellular response to lipopolysaccharide; cytokine-mediated signaling pathway.
AAGCCUCAGUGGAUCAGUCUGAAAUUGUGCAGAGUAAAUCUGGGGUUCAGUGAAAGGGAAGCUGACACAUUAGGAUUACCGUUAAUCAUGCAACCUUCAGAAAUAUAUAUCACCACUGAAUAAGGAAUUCUGGUUUCUGUUGUCAUUUACCAAAACUGCAGUCAGGACUUUCACACAACAGGAGUAGUGUGGGGAGAGCUACCAUCCCACAGAGGGGAACACCACUUGGUUGUAGGAAGUUCAGCAGAUGUUCAUUCAGAAGUUAAGAAUAUGAUCAUAAUUCCUCAAACAAAGAAGUGAAGCUAACAAAAGUGCUUUCAUACAAGCAGAAGUGAAAUUGCAUGACCAGUCCCGUGGUAAUGACGUCUGGGAGACCUGGUGAAAAAGGAAGAGUGGGGGUGAGGGCUACCAGAUCAGUAAGAGACACAGUCGUGGCAAGGUAUUCUGACCUGAAAGAAGUAAGACCAAGGCCAGCAGUGUCUAGCAAGAUUCCAGUGCUUGGUGGGAAUUAGCAGCGAUUAUCUGUCAUUUUGCAAAUAUGUCCCAGUGUCCAAAAGGAGGAGCUGUGAUCCAGCAUAAGAUAGUGGAUGGCAGACAUCACUACAAGAUUCGGGAGGUCCUACAGUGCAAGGGCACAAGUUUCCCUUUCAGGAGAGGUGAUCACUUGCUGCAGGUGAAUGAAAAGGAUGUGUCUGAGUUCCCACCCGCGACCGUGGCUGAGCUACUGAGUGAGACAUGCACACUGAUGACUCUUCACCGUCCCAAUAACAAGGCAGAGUCGACUGAGCCUGGGGAUGCUGCUGGUGUGGUGUACUGGCCAUGUAAUAGGCAGAAAGCAGAGCUUCAGUUCAGCCUGGACAUGGUGCCACUGAAGAACUCGGCUACAGCCUACGGCAAUGAUACAAUGCUACCUUCUGAUGCUGCUGGGAGUGACAGGAUCUACUUACAUCCAGAAAUACCUUUCAAAACUCCAAACAUCCCACUGCCAAGCAAUGCCAGAGAGGAAAAUGGAGGGUUGGUGUGCAACAAGGAUGAGGCACGGGCAUUGUUGGUGGCACUCAAUCAUGUCACAGUUUCCAUCGUGCGAGCACGGGGUCCCCAUUGCUCCUCAGGAUCAGUGUGCAUGGUGUGCAAGAAGAAGGAAUGUGAAAUACAUACCGUCAGUGUCAGCUCUGAGGUCAACUCAGGAGUCUAUCAUCUAGAAGAAGAAUUAUCUCCCAAUGAAUGCUGUGGGAUGAUACUGAAAGUAAUGAACAGUGAUUGUCCAUUUCUAAUUCAUAAUGAGCGAGAUCAGUACCUUCGACCUGGCAGCAACCGCAAAAGAAUAGUUCUUAGUCGGCAGAAUUCUGAGUCUGCUCAAAUGACUAUCUUUUAUUACAAGUCCAAUAAGAUCCCAGAGAUACAUUGUGGAAUGCCAGUUGUGCUGAAAUUCUCCAAGACCAGCUGUUUCCUGAUGUGUCAGAGGGAGGGGUCCAAUGUAGUGCUCAGAAUACAGGAAUGUACCUCCGAGUCGCUGAAGUGGAUUCCAGAGGGAAGCCCACAAUGGUGUUUCAUCUUCUACAUGAAGGAACGACAAGAUGGCACUCUCAGCUUUGAGUCAGCACAAUUCCCAGGCUGGUUUAUCAACAACCUGUGGACCCAAAAGAGGGCUGAAAUGAAGCAAACCAUGGAAGAAAAAUUAAAUGCAGAUUUUAUCUUUGUUUUGUUAAAAGUAUGAGAGUUAUCACUGGUGGAUAUAGGAAAUAAAAUAAUAUGAUUUGUUCUAAAAAUGUACCUUUGUGGGCUUAUGAUGAAUAAAUCCAACUGGUGUCCUGGUGUCCAGCUGCAUAUGCCAGUUCAGGGAAUAUCCAGGUAUCUCCAGCUGCCAAAGUCUUUAUAAUCGUUUCUCAAUGUCAACUAUAUUUAAAUGCCUAAUAAAUAAUAUUUAUUAAACACAUUUAAAAUAUUCAUCU